UCCCCUCCCCAACAACAACCCCCCAUCAUAACCGUCUCCCUCUCCUCCCUCCAAUCCAACUCCAUCCCCCUCUCCACCCUCGAAGCCGCCUUCGGGCCCUCCUCCCUCGGCAUCCUCCUCGUCAAAGAUCUCCCCCCCACCUUCCCGGCCCUCCGCUCCAAACUCCUCAGCUACGCCUCCUACCUCGCCGCCCUGCCCGCCUCCACCCUCUCCACGGUCGAAGUCCCCUCCGCACGCUACAACGUCGGCUGGUCGCACGGCAAAGAAAUCCUCGCGAAUGGGGCAUACGAUGUCCAUAAAGGAUCGUAUUAUGUUCAACCUGUUCACGAUGAGGGGCUGGAGGCGAAAGGGAGGGAGCUGUAUCCUGAAUUGAGGGAUAUGACGAGUGGGAAUGUGUGGUUGGAGGAGGAUGUGUUGCCGGGGUUUCGCGGGGUGAUGGAGGAGAUGUGUGGGACGGUGAUUGAAGUCGCGGCGCUGGUGGCGAGAUGUUGUGAUUUUUAUGGGGAGAUGAGGGUGGAGGGGUAUAGGAAAGGGGUGUUGGAGGGGAUUGUGAGGGGGAGUGUGGCUACCAAGGCGAGGUUGUUGCAUUAUUUCCCUCCUCCUCCUUCGCCAUCUACUACUACUACUCCCGCGGCGGAGGAUGUCCCGGAAAAAGCCGACGACGACUGGUGCGGCACCCACACCGACCUCGGCGCCCUAACCGGUCUAACCUCCAACAUGUUCAUCGACGAGUCCCUCCACCCCCCCUCCCCCCUCCCCCCCACCUCUCCCUCCGGCUGCCUCCCCCCUCUCCCCGAACUGCCCUCCCACCCGGACCCGAACGCGGGACUGUGGAUCAAAGACCGCGCGGGGCGGGUGACGCAGGUGCAUAUCCCGAGAGAUUGUUUGGCGUUUCAGACGGGGGAGGCACUGCAGGUUAUUACGAAGGGGGAAUUUCGGGCGGUGCCGCAUUUUGUGAGAGGCGGGAAGGUGGAGGGGAGGGUGGCGAGGAAUACGUUGGCGGUUUUUACGCAGCCGAAUUUGUGGGAGGUGCUGGAGGAGGAGGAGGAGGGGAGUGGGAAAGGGAGGACGUUUGCGGAUUUGGCGGGGGAGGUUUUUGGGAGGACG
Messenger RNA from Zymoseptoria tritici IPO323, 1107 nucleotides. RefSeq lists its product as uncharacterized. The record is from RefSeq and is a predicted model, not a curated record. Lineage: Eukaryota; Fungi; Ascomycota; Dothideomycetes; Mycosphaerellales; Mycosphaerellaceae. The transcript has a single exon. The annotation marks the transcript as partial.